Alosa alosa (allis shad) is the source of this 343-nucleotide messenger RNA. RefSeq names its product EGF-containing fibulin-like extracellular matrix protein 2. The transcript has 2 exons. The record is from RefSeq and is a predicted model, not a curated record. Bases 29 to 319 code for a protein of 96 amino acids. NCBI's taxonomy places the organism in Eukaryota, Metazoa, Chordata, Actinopteri, Clupeiformes, Clupeidae.
AUGUCCUGUUCUCUGGUGCAACUUCCACAUGAGCAUCACGUCGGAGCGUUCCGUGCCCUCGGACAUCUUCCAGAUCCAGGCCACCAGCGUCUACCCAGGAGCCCUCAAUAACUUCCGCAUCCGCUCUGGGGACGAGCACGCGGAGUUCUACAUCAGGCAAAUCAACAACAUCAGUGCCAUGCUGGUUCUGGCACGGCCGGUGACUGGACCCAGAGAGUUCGUGCUGGACUUGGAGAUGGUGUCGCUGAACCCGCUGCUGAGCUACCAGACCAGCUCCUCCCUGCGCCUCUUCAUCUACAUGGGGCCCUACGCAUUCUGAGCCCCCGCAUGGAGAGAGGAGGAG